Molecule: messenger RNA, 666 nt
Organism: Orycteropus afer afer
Lineage: Eukaryota; Metazoa; Chordata; Mammalia; Tubulidentata; Orycteropodidae
Gene: CUNH16orf54
Product: chromosome unknown C16orf54 homolog
Exons: 1
Coding region: 1-666 (221 amino acids)
Source: RefSeq, a predicted model, not a curated record
AUGCCUUCAACUCCAGAACAGCCUUCUGGGCACAUGGAAGGGCCCCCUGCAUCAGAGGCAGCCUCGUGGCCCCCACUCCCCUGCGGGCCCUGUGUACCCAUCAUGCUGGCCCUGGCCUCCCUCGCUGCCCUCUUCCUCCUGACCACAGCCGUGUUGGCCGAGCGCCUCUUCCGCCGCUCCCUUCACCGGGACCCCAGCAACCGUGCCCCCACACUGGUCUGGCGCCCUGGAGGGGAGCUGUGGAUUGAGCCCCUGGGCACUCCCCGAGAGCGCUCUGAGGACUGGUACGGCUCUGCAGUCCCCCUGCUGACCGACGGGGCCCCAGAACCCCCCACCCCUGGGGGCACCUUGGAGGCUCGAGCAACAGCCCCACCUGCUCCUUUAGUCCCCCACUCCCUUCCCAGCUCCUUGGUCUCCCAGACCCCACCCCAGGCCCCAGCCCGAAGCACCUUCCCGGUACCACAGCCCUGGGAGGAAAGGCCUCCCAACCCAGGCAUGGUGAGCUGGGCUGAACCUGAGCCCAGGCAAGGGGCCAGUGUGUACUUGGAGCCCCGGGGGCAACGGCCAAGAAGCCCCGAGCCUGAGUGGGGCCUUCAGCCUCGAGUCACACUGGAGCAGAUCUCAGCUUUCUGGAGGCGUGAAGGCCGGACCAGCGUGGGCUUCUGA